GUGAAAGAUUCAAUUUUAGCAACGCGUUCCACAUCACACGAAGAAGACGGAGGCGUUUAAUUUUACGGUUUCUGUUACGUCGUUUUGAACAUACAGCUUGAAAUAAACUAAUCCAAUAAACUGAGCGAUUUAAUAUUUUGUAAUGCUGCAUAUGACAUGGCUGUAGCAAUGAGCUCCACUUGUCCUGGGCUGUACUGUGGAAGGACCAUCAUAAAUGACUCUUUUGAAGGAGAAUGUGGGGUUUGUCCUCGUGGCCAGAGAACUAACUAUGAAAAGAUAUGUGAGGAAUGCAGCGGAUCUCCUGAGCUGUAUGACUGGCUGUACCUGGGCUUCAUGGCGAUGCUGCCUCUGGUCCUGCACUGGUUCUUUAUUGAGUGGUUUUCUGGGAAGAAAAGUUCUAGUGCCCUUUUCCAGCAUAUUACCGCUCUGUUUGAGUGCACGGCUGCUGCCAUAGUGACUCUGCUUCUCAACGAUCCUGUCGGCCAACUGUCUAUUCGUUCCUGUGAGGUUAAGGUGCUUUCUGACUGGUACACCAUGUUGUACAACCCCAGUCCCGACUACGUCACCACUCUGCACUGCACGCAGGAGGCUGUGUUCCCUCUGUACACCAUCGUGUUGAUCUACUACGCCUUCUGUCUGGUUUUUAUGAUGCUUCUGCGGCCACUUCUGGUUAAAAAGAUUGCGUGCGGUUUAGGCAAGACCGAUCGUUUCAGGAGCAUCUAUGCAGCACUGUACUUCUUCCCCAUCCUCACUGUCCUGCAGGCAGUUGGAGGAGGACUUCUUUAUUAUGCAUUUCCAUAUAUUAUUUUGGUCUUAUCUUUGGUCACGUUGGCAGUUUACAUGUCAGCUUCGGAGAUACAGUCUUUCAAAAACCUUGUGGCUAAGAAGAAACGCCUCGUGGUUCUCUUCAGCCAUUGGCUCCUCCAUGCAUAUGGUAUCAUUUCCAUAUCCCGACUGGAUAAACUGGGGCAGGAUUUGCCGUUGUUGGCUCUGGUGCCUGGACCCGCUCUCUUCUACCUGCUGACGGCCAGGUUCACAGAGCCAAACAGAAUUCUGGCAGAGGGUGGGAAUGGACACUGAUGUCACUUCCUGUGUAGGAGAAUCACCUCCCUCAAACUCACGUUAGAGACUUUUAAUUGAAUGACACCUUUGGCACGAACACCAAAGAGCCAUAGUCAUUGCUCAUGAUAUAGUAUGUUGCCAUAAAGUUUUCUUUUAAUACUAUUUGUUGUUUGCGUGUAUUGAACAGAGAUCAAAUGCAAUACUUCAUGAAGAAUGUUCUUUUCCUAACUGUUUUUCUUUGAAUCCUGAAAGCGAAUUUUGGAAAGUAGUAGUCGAUGUUUUUGUAAAUUUAUGGUAACUUAAGUAUAUAUGACUCAUUUAAGUUUUGGUACUUUUUGUGAUUUGUACUUGUUGUCAAGAAUAGAUACAAAUCAACAAUUUGUUGUAAAUGUACAAUGUAUUUUUUUUGUGUGAGUGAUAAAUAUGAAACAGCUGGUCUGUGAAUUUCCCGAGAGCCCUGAAGUAAUGUUAACCAUUUUCAUAUGACAAACUUUGUUGUGCCAAAAAGAAUUGUAUGUAUUUACUCUGUUUUCAUGCAUGGAUAAAAGCUUAACACUAUAAAAGGUAUGUUGUGACAAAUUUGCAUGUGGCAUUAUAUGAUUGUUUUGCUGCUGAAUAUGUAAAUCUGCAUACACAUUGUAUUGUGAGAAUAAUUAUGUAGUUUUCAAUGUUCUCAGACCCUCAUCCUCACAACUUGAUUAAAGAUUUCUCUUAUUAAGGAUGUAUAUUUAUACGUUCUACAGUGAAGUGUGGAAUAUAACAAACUGAUUAGAGAUAUUAAUGUUUUACAGUUUUAUUCAACAUGUAGUAUAUGUUAUACAUGGUGGUGAUUUACAUUCAUUGCCAUCAGAUCUAUGAAAAUGAAUGUUUGUCAGCUGUGUUUGACUUGAAUAAACUGUGACAGAUUUU
Messenger RNA from Sinocyclocheilus rhinocerous, 1971 nucleotides. RefSeq names its product JNK1/MAPK8-associated membrane protein-like. Bases 157 to 1080 code for a protein of 307 amino acids. Lineage: Eukaryota; Metazoa; Chordata; Actinopteri; Cypriniformes; Cyprinidae. Gene Ontology annotation, molecular function: ubiquitin protein ligase binding. The record is from RefSeq and is a predicted model, not a curated record. Gene Ontology annotation, cellular component: membrane. Gene Ontology annotation, biological process: response to unfolded protein; ERAD pathway. The transcript has 7 exons.